AUUAGGCCGGAAGAUGCGAAGGUGGCUAGUAUUCGAGACUGGCCACGACCUCAGACAGUCACUGAGGUCAGAUCAUUCUUAGGAAUGUGCGGCUACUAUAGGAACUUCGUCAAGAACUGUUCUACAGUCGCCUCACCUUUGACUGAUCUAACUCGACUUGACACACCGUGGGACUGGAGUGAUGAGUGCGAGGGUGCUUUCAAGAGAUUGAAGCAUGCACUCAUGAAUCAUGAAGUUCUCAUGGUUCCCGAUCCACAAAAGCAAUUCAUAGUGACCACUGACGCAAGCCAAUAUGUCAUUGGCGCAGUGCUGGCUCAGCAGGAUGGGAAAAAGUUGAGACCGAUUGAGUACAUGAGUAAGAAGACGCCAUCGAAGAAGUUGGCUAAGUCCACCUACGAAAGGGAACUCUAUGCUCUCUACAAGGCACUUGUCCAUUGGAGACACUUCCUUCUAGGAAGGAGAUCGAUGUUGCCCCCUGCCAUGGAUGGACAAGUCGACAUCGAUCAUAUUGUGGAUCACAGGGAUAUGCCUGUUCCGAAGCCGCUGGGUCGAGGAAGACCUCCUAAACCCAAGAGGGAGUACCGGAUCAGAUUCAGGCAUCAUACGGAUCCUAAAGAAGAUCGGUGGUUUACCCGGGAGGAACUGAUGGAAACAGCUCCUCAGGUGGUAGCAGAUUAUGAACAGAAGCUAAAAGGGAAGGCACCUGCGAACUGUCUCGCCGAUUGGUCCGUUGCUCUUAAGCUGCUCCGUGUCACUGUAGAUCCACCAUGGAGAGCCCGUGAGGCGGGAAGGGAUCUGGGAAGUCCGCAGGAGGUCGCAGAGGAACUACAGCCAAAAAUGGCGGGAGGGUCGCGCAAACUGCCAAAUCUGGCCGAGGGCCGUAUUCCCGGUUACUCCGGGUACAUCCCCAGCAUGAAGAACCAUCUUGUUGGCAAUCGAUACUCCGAGUCGACAAGAAGGGCCAAGGAGUGCACGGAUCUGAUCAAAGCUGGAUAUAAUCCGUCCGGAGAGAAGCGGCUUGUGGACAUGCGCCCUCAAGGGAGGGAAUACCUCUAUGCGCAGGUGGCACCCAUGUCGGGGGCCCCUCGUUAUCAGUACGAUCCCCGAGUUUGUUUCUAUCGUGUGCAAAAACGGAGGGCUCCGCGGUACAUGACGAAGUUUCUCGGAAUCGUCGACGUUCCAUCCAUGAACACGGUGGUCGGCGGGCCAGGAACGGGUCCUGUGCAGCUGCUGCAGAUGAAGUCGGCAUCCCUUCCCGAGCAAUCGUUCAAGGACCGUAGCAUCCAAACACGGAGAAUUUUCCCAGAAGAGCUCCCAGAGGUGGCGCUUGACACUCGGGGACAAGUGCCAGGCUACACAGGGCACCAGCAUGCCGGACAACAUUUAUUUGCCAAGUCCUAUGGCUCAACUACACGCCAGCUUGUGGUGGAUGUUCCCGAUGGUGAUACUAUCAAGAAAUCCAAGAGAUUUUUGUACUUCCGUGAUGCUAGACCGAUCGGAGAUAUCUUGACUGAGAAGCAUCGUAUACCUGGUUACCAGGUAUAGUUUCCAGCGUUUUUCGUCUAUGGCCAUUUUCAUGAAAUCUGCAUAAAAUAU
Chara braunii is the source of this 1596-nucleotide messenger RNA. The record is from the annotation of a GenBank genome assembly. Lineage: Eukaryota; Viridiplantae; Streptophyta; Charophyceae; Charales; Characeae.